Saccostrea cuccullata (small rock oyster) is the source of this 2824-nucleotide messenger RNA. RefSeq lists its product as uncharacterized. The record is from RefSeq and is a predicted model, not a curated record. The coding region runs from base 123 to 1949 and encodes 608 amino acids. NCBI's taxonomy places the organism in Eukaryota, Metazoa, Mollusca, Bivalvia, Ostreida, Ostreidae. The transcript is spliced from 10 exons.
CCGCCAUUGACAACGCUAUCAACAACAUGGCUGCCCGAUAAAGAAGGAAACGGUCAAUUUAUGAUUUUCUUGGAAUGUGUUAGUCCUUGACAUGCAUUUAAGAUGAAGAAGAAUCCCUUAGCAUGAUAAAUAAGGGCUCGCGAUCUGAAGGCGGCCAUAAACCGCAUCUUCGUCUUCUAGAUUUGACUUUCGACAAUGGGGUCACAAAAUCGGAGAACGGAUCCAGGCCUCAUGGGGGCCUGAGAGGUAGCAAGAAGCAUCCUUUAAGUCCUUAUUCCUUUAACAAGCCAUCGGAAUAUCAUGUCCAACUUAGAGAAGAUAUCAACAAUCUCUUCAAAGAGGAAUUUUUUGAUGGACGCGGUUCCCCAUCAUGGGCGUUUGGGAUCAGUAAAGAGAUGACACACAGUGGGGAGUCUCCAUUUCAUGUCCAUGGUCUGCUGAGUACAAGUAAAGUGGAAAGUGAAACAAGCUCGGUUCACAACAUCAGGCGUUCGGUAACUCCUGCUUCCUCGGCAAGGAAUACUCCAAGAAAAAGAAAUACAGGAACUUCAUAUUACCGCCCCACAACUCCUCACCAGUUCUUAACGGCAACAAAUCCAUCACAACUGUCUGCCAAGGAACUCAAGUAUGGAAGACCCACGAGGACCACCUUACUGCGAGCCAGACAAAGAUGUGCUUCAGCUCCUGUGAAUUCCUAUGAUGUAAGAAGAGAAGUAGUCAAAACUAUAGAUAUUGAUGAGGUGGAACCUGAAACAUUUCGCUAUGCAGACCACUGUCUGUCAUGCCGAGAAGCAGAAAGCACUACAUCCACUGGUCAAAUGAACAAAGAGGUUCUUGUCGCCCCUCCAGAAGGCGAAUCCCCCCAUGCUUUCCUCACAGGAGCAAGAUACAACAGAGCCCAUUUGCUUGAUGCCAAGAGUUUGUCAGUCUAUGGGGUAUACAUGCCAAGGACGAAUCCUCAAGGAAUCUUUAUGACAGGUCAUGCUACACAGAGGUCAAGGGAUAAAGGUCAAAAUAUACCCGCAGUACCCCCAGAUUCCCCGCGUUCUGACGUCGACGAGGCGUCAAAACCAGUGACGAAGCGCCCCUCAACAGCGCCGGGUAAAAGGUUACUAUCUUCCGGUUCUUCACAGCACCCCGGGGGACGGCCCCGCAGUGCGUGGGGGGAACACUCCACAACAUGUCACUUGGUGCACGGGGACACUGAAAGUGAGAAUGAGAAACCUAAGAAAAAGGUAGUGCUGGUGACCUUCAAAGGGAGUAAACAUAUGAAAAAUCCGGAAUCCGUUCUUCCAUCCGUCACCGGUCGCACUGCACCAAAAACGUACUUCCGCCGACCACGAGAAAUGGCAGACGAUUCUGCCUCUUUGCAUGCUCAACCUCCACCCACUCCUGUUGGUGCGUUUUCGGUUCGGGAUGAAAGUGAACAUGUUCCAACAGAAUCCGGACGAGAACAAUUGAAUUCUGUUGAUCCAAAUCCGGAUGAGGUACCAGCGCAUGCAGAUGUUGACCAAAGACUUGAUAAGAUAAUAGAAAAACCGGACAUUGAUGAUAAGAUAUUAGAUAAAAUAUUAAAUGAACAGGAAAUCUUGCUAGAAAAAUCAAGGCUAACUUCGUUUGAAACAAAGAAUGGCAUCGAUACCGAAAAAACGGAAACUAACAAAGAAAAAAGUAAGGAAACAAAACUUCUAGAUAUUACUGAAUUGACUCUAAAUGGCCAAGACUCAAGCAAAGUAGAUAAUUUAACCAAUGAACAGAAACCAAAGGAUGAAAUCUUCAUCACAAACAAUGAAAAUCAAGUCUUAAACGGCGACAAUGAUAAUGUUGACGAUGCAGACAAAGAAAACAUCCCUUCUGACUUAAAAACGGACUGCAUAGCUGAGGAAGAAAUUCCCACACAGAUCCACGUGACAAUUACGGAAAAACCGCAUGAUUCUACACCAAAUUAACUUCCGGUUAACGCCAUUACCGUUCUUAGUUCUUCAAAGAGCACCAAUCUAGAAUGUUAUUUUUGGCUUACGUUAACAAUUUUCAAGAGAGGAAAUAAUAUAUGCUAGGUCUUGAUUCGUUCUAAUAUCCUUUUUAUGCCCCGUUGAUCCAUUCUAAUAUCCUUUUUAUGCCCCGUAAUUAGCUUGACAAUGUACAUUUGAACAUGCAUAUAUAUCUAAUAUCAUGAAUUUCAAUCGAAAUAACAUGCAACCUACUUCUAAUAUUCCUAUUAUAGUCAGAUAGCUUUUCAUUUAAGGGGAAUGGACCUGUUCAAUUCAUUUUCUCGAAAAUAUGGUGAUUAAAGGUUACCGGAUUUAAUAGAUUUUUACGACUUCUUUCCGUUCAACGGAAAUAAAAUUGAUAAAAAUAAUUAUUAUUAAUGAAAAAAUCUGGAUAUGAUACUCAAUAUAUUCCAAAAUGUAUAACGGAAAUAGUAUACAUUUGGCAUGCGUUUGGGGUAUCAAUCAUUUUGGCUGUUUCACUUUGUGGUUUUAAAUUACCUACCACUUACAUAUGAAUGUUAGACUUAUUAAAGCCUGUUUAAUUUCAUUUAUCCUUAUUAGUCGAGAGUCAUCAAGACUGAUCGAAAUAAACCUUUUAAAAUUUGUAUUAUGAUGCAAAAAAAACAAAUAAGACGGUAUUCUAUAUGAUUAUAUAUACCUAACAGUUUUGCGGUGAGAACAUACAUGUAGUUCAUUUCGUCAUUUGUCUCAUGUUUUUGUCUUGCUAGUCUUUUGUCAGGAAGUCAUUGUUUUACCUAUGAAUACCGAAGCUUUGUUUUUUUUGACAAUCACCCUUACAUGUUGCAUUUAUGUAUUUGUAUUCCGCAUAAUAA